AGAAUCAUAUUCUCAUUUAAGUGAGAGCCGCUCGUCUGAAGUACACGUAUAUCAAGUAGAGUUAAAGUUCUUUAGUUUUCCCUCCUGCAAUAACCAAAAGCGGAAGUUCGGUCCCGAUUUUUUUUUUAAAUUAGUCGAAUAUUAAAAAAAAUGUUGAAAUUAGCGGCUGUUUUGUUACUAUUUACGGCACUUGUCUAUGCCGUACCAAAACCAGAUGAAGUACCUAAACACAAUCCUCUUGAACAUGACUCCAAACAUAUCGACCAUUUCGCCAAUGGUCAUCACAAUGCACAAUAUGACCAUGAGCAGUUUCUAGGCGAAGAUGAGGCAAAAACAUUCGAUCAAUUGCCUCCCGAAGAAAGUAAGAGACGUUUGGGCCUUAUUGUCGAUAGGAUAGAUGAGGAUAAAGAUGGUUUUGUUACACUUUCGGAAUUAAAAAGGUGGAUUGAAUAUACUCAAAGACGGUAUAUCGAUGAAGAUGUGGACCGCCAGUGGCGUCAACAUAACCCAGAUGGCAACGACACAAUAACAUGGGAAUCUUAUCGCAAGGAUGUUUAUGGUUUUAUGGACAGCCUCACUAAAGAUGAACAAGAACACGAAGAAAACGGCAUUUCAUAUAAAAGUAUGUUGACUCGUGAUCGUCGUCGCUGGAGUGUUGCUGAUCAAAAUCUGGAUGAUGCCCUCACGAAAGAAGAAUUCACAAAUUUCCUUCACCCUGUCGACAGUCCUGUAAUGGGUGAUGUUGUAUUGACCGAAACCAUCGAAGACAUUGACAAAAACAAGGAUGGUAAAAUUUCCGUUGAUGAGUACAUAGGCGAUAUGUACACUCCUGUCGAAGAGGGGGAAGAAGAACCUGAGUGGAUUAUUAGCGAAAGAGAGACUUUUGCCAAAUUCCGAGAUACCGAUGGUGAUGGUUUUCUGGACCGUGAAGAAGUUAGGGCUUGGAUCGUGCCUAAGGACUUUGAUCAUGCCGAAACCGAAGCUAGGCAUUUAAUUUAUGAAGCCGACAAUGACAGCGAUGAAAAACUAACAAAGGAUGAAAUUCUAGACAAGUACGAUGUUUUCAUUGGAUCUAAAGCCACUGACUUCGGAGAGGCUCUAGGACGUCACGAUGAAUUCUAAUAAAAUUCAACACUUGCGUGAAAAAAACACUUCUUAAAUUCGAAUACUCCGCUUUUUAUGUGCUUUACUUAAUUUAGUUAUUUCAAUUCCAUUUUAAUCAAUCUAAAUUGAAACACAAAUUCUUCCACAUAGCAUGUAUCAUGUAUUUUCAAUGCGAAUAUUAUUGCCUAGAUGUACGUCAUCGUCGCAAGUGACACGUAUGUAUAACACAUAUUGUUUUUGUUUGAAUCUCUUAGUAAAAUAUGUACCAAAUAACCAAUGGAAUCUAUUAAAAUAACGGACAAUUUUUCUAUUAAGUAAUAUUAGUUUAAGUCAUUCUGUUUUUGUAAUGUCUGAAGUAUAUGAAUCUUUUUGGAUGCAUUUAACAAUGAAAUAUAUUCUAUUUUUAGAAUUAAAACUGA
Messenger RNA from Musca domestica (house fly), 1523 nucleotides. It is a transcript of the gene scf, whose product is annotated as calumenin-B. The record is from RefSeq and is a predicted model, not a curated record. Gene Ontology annotation, molecular function: calcium ion binding. Gene Ontology annotation, cellular component: endoplasmic reticulum. Bases 151 to 1122 code for a protein of 323 amino acids. NCBI's taxonomy places the organism in Eukaryota, Metazoa, Arthropoda, Insecta, Diptera, Muscidae. The transcript has a single exon.